AUGUUAUAAAAAAUUAAUUGUAUACAGUUACAAUUUAAGGGCUUAUUUUGGUAAAGCACAUAUGUGCAUUAUAGAAUUUUCUUCAAGCGAAAAAAUGAAUAGAUCAUAAUUUGGAGAGACAAAGAGCAACGAAGAUUUUUGAUUUUCCAUUUUAAGGGGAUAUAAAAAAUAUAUUAAUUAAAUAACUAAAAGAAACACUAAAUAAGGGGAUUUUUAAAAAAAAUUAAAAAAGAUACGACACUCACUUAAAUUGUAAAUACCAUAAAGUUAAAAAGUUAAAUUAAGCAUGGGGGAGGUGUGUUGGGAAUGACGAAUCUUUUUAGUUAAAGAUCAAAAUUUAAAUAUCAAACAAGCAGAAUGUCUGGACAACCUCCUUUCAAGUAAAGAAGCAUUCUAAUAUUUAGUUUUCUAAAUAUGUCGAAUUUUAACAUGUUGAAUCCCCAAAAUACUUAAAUAUCUUAAGCGUAUGAGAAGGCAAUUAAAGAUGCUGCGAACAGUGUGCAUUUAUAAAAAUUAGGAAAAAAACAACUAUAAUAAAUUGCAAAAGAACUGAAUAUACCUGAAAAAAAAAAAAAAGAAGAAAUUAUUGCCUAAAUUCCAAAACAACUCCUAUAAUAUUUGAUAUAAGUAGAUCCUUCUAGACCAGUUGAAUAACUUCUUCAACACCAACCAAACCUCCAAAACAAUGAAAGCAUUAUGGCCAUCUUAAAAAAAUUUUAAGGAAGCAUAAUAAAUAAAACAUAAUCCUUCCAACAAUAGCCUCAAAUGCAGCGUGCCAUCCCACAAUUACUCCAAAAUUCUUACCUGAAUUAUGUAUUGAAUUCAUUUACAUUUAAGAUGGUACUCCCAUAAGCACAAUAAACAUAACAAUAAAUGUUACCAUAAUACUCCCAAUUAAUGAAUAUCAAUCUCUAUCAAUAACAUUUAAGAUAAAACCCUCCACAGCAAUUUUUCUAUCAAUAUAACAGUAUGCAUUCUGAUUUAAUUAGAUUAAUGGAAUGAUCCCCUUCCUCAGACAGAAAUGUAAUAACUCCUCAUGUGUCCAUGUAAGUAAGAAAAUUCCUAUUAUUCCAAGAAUCAUUCCCGCCAAAAGAAUUACUAAUGAGGAAGUUAAAUGCAUUAAUUGUGACAAUAAACUACAUAUUUCUUGUCUCAAAUUGUAGCCCAACGAUGUCAAGAUGUUUGAGUGUCCUGUUUGCAUACUCAGUAAAAUUGACCCGCUCAAUCAAAUUAUUAAAGUUCUUGCCAAACCAACAUUGAUGAAUACUACUUAAAGUACACUCAAUUUCAUGCUUACAACAGAAGAAUAUCAGUAAUAUUUCUAUCAAUAUAAACUUAGCCAAUUAUAAGAUCGCUCAUUUUAAUACUAAGUCGAAUUGAGAUCUAUAAGAUUAGACGCCAAAUACAUGAAUGAAAUUACAUGGCCCGAUUUCUGUGAGAUCUCCAUCAACUAAUAACGUAUUUCUGAAUUCAAACCACUCAAAUCCAAUAGCAGUCUUAAAAAGAGAAAGGAUGAAAUUUAAAUCAUUCCCUAAUAGCAAAACAAUUUAGCUUUCUCCCUCAAAUCAGGCUACAACCAGAUCAUCAUCAAAGAAGUCCAAAAUUGUUAGGAGCCCAAAACAUAGUUUAAAUUAUGCGAAGAGUACAACCCUAUUUUUAUUCUUAGCGGUGUCUAUGCAUAAGCCAUUUAUUUGACUAAGAAGAGACCUCAUCAGGACUUGAUCAAUCAAAUUAAACAAAAUAAGGACUGUAUCAAAACUAAAGAAGAAUGUGUUAAACUCAUAUAAAAAGCAUGCAUAGCAGAAAAAACUGAUAAUGAUGUUUAAAUUGAUAAAAUUACAAUCAAAGUCUCCCUGAAGUGUUAAUUCGACUAUUAAAUGAUUUAAGUAAGAGUGCUUCAUAUCAUUAGACUCCUGCUCGAGGAAGGUUUUGUACCCAUGUAUAAUGUUUCUCUCUUGAAAAUACUAUUACAAUUAAUGCAGGUACAUCAAGAAAAUGGAAGUGUCCAGUUUGCAAGAAAAAAAUAUUUGAUAUAACGAUUGACUAGUAUUAAUUGUAAUUGCUGGAUUAAUACAGAAACAACAAAGAGAACAUCAAGGAGGUGGUUUUUGAUUAAAAUGUAACAUUUUCACUUUAACUCUAGGGUGAUAUUGUGUAAGAGAUCAAAGAAGAAUUUUAAGAAUCAGAAGAAGAAUAAAUCAGCAUCAAUAAAUAAAAUCAAAUAGAGGAACAAUAGAAACAACCUCUUUAGUAGAAACCUGAUCCAACAUUACUCUCUAGACUGAUGCUAUUUAAUCCUGCAGCAACUUUUAUGUAAAUUCAACUUUGCAAAAAAUAAAUUGAUUAAAUUAAUGUCUUACAAUAACAACAACAACAACUAUCAUAACAAUAAAUCCAGUAAAAAGAUAAAAAUGAAAAUGUCAAUUCUUCUUAAAAUAAAGCGUAAUUAAAGUAAUUUGUUGAGUCAAAUUUAUCUAAUAUAGAGGGAAAAUAAAAUUCAUUACAAUCUCAAUUAUCCCAAUAAACUAUUACUAAACCUAAAUUCAUUAAAUUUAAAAAAUUCGAAACUUGGUAAGAUGAGAUAUCCCAGUAAGAAAUUGCUUAAAAGAAUUUAGAAAAAUAAAUCAAUGAUUAGUUAAAUGAAGAAUAAAAUUUAGAAUAAAAGUAGUCAUAACAAUAAUAAGAUGAAUAAUAAUAAUAAUAAUAAUAAUAAUAAUAAUAAUAAUAAUAAUAAUAAUAAUAAUAAUAAUAAAGAUAAUAAUAACAAUAGGUUUCCCAUUAAGAAAAUGAUAAACCAAAUCAAAAAUCUAAUAGAUUAAAAGAAAGAAUGGUUAGAGUAAUCAAAAAAUAAUUUUCUGAAUUUAUUAGAAAAAACUUUGCUAAUAACAUAAAUGCAACCAAUGAAUAGAAUCCCAAAAAUCCCUAAUAAACUUAAUAAUAAUAACUACAUUAGAGUGCCACCAAGAAAUAUAUAUACAAAUUUUCUGAAGAGAAGCCUAAGAUUAAUACUAGUUCUCAAUUCCCUAAAAUGCUGGCUGAUCAGAUUAUAAUGCAAAAUCCUGGUCAAACUGAAAAGCAACAUGAAGAUUUGAAAGCAUUUAGUGAAGAGUAAUUAAAAUCAUUAUAAGCUUUCCAAGGAAGCGUAUUUCAACAAUAACUAAUAAAUUCAAAAUAAUAGGAUUAAAAUAUUUUAAUAUAAAAAGCACUAAGUCAUCAAAAUCCACCAAUUAUUGCACAUCAACAACAACAAUUAUAAUAAUUAUAACAAUAACAAUAGUAAUAAAUUUCUUAACAAAAAUUGAAAGAAAAACCUAUAAUAAAAAUAAAAUCUCCUUAACCUACUAGUGUUCAAGAGGGUAAAAAUGGAAAAGAUAUGGAAAAUCCAAUUUGUAUAGAUUGA
Paramecium octaurelia is the source of this 3400-nucleotide messenger RNA. The record is from the annotation of a GenBank genome assembly. NCBI's taxonomy places the organism in Eukaryota, Ciliophora, Oligohymenophorea, Peniculida, Parameciidae.